AUUACAUUAGUAUUAGAGCUGUUACCGAACAAUGAAAUUGUUUCUAAGUUUUUUAAUCAUAUUUUUGUCACUCGAUCCUGCUGCGUUUGCUGAUGGAGGUGGUGAAUCGAAAGCCAAUGUAGGUGGCGAAUCGAAAGUUAAUGGAGGUGGUGACACGAAAGUCGAUGGAGGUGGUGACUCCAAAAUCGAUGGAGGUAGUUCAUCGAGAAUCUAUGGAGGAUAUAAAAUUGAUAUUACUGCCGCGCCUUGGAUGGCCUAUAUUCAGUACAAUAAAAAGUCAAGCUAUUCAUUUUGUGGUGGAACCAUCGUCAAUCAAAUGUUCAUCCUAACUGCUGCACAUUGUGCUUAUACGGAAGUACGGGGUGGUUUACGAAAGAACAACGCUUCACAAUACGUAGUUAGAAUAGGCUCGUCAAACAGGAGCCAAGGAGGUAGUGUUUACAAGGUAGCUAAAGUGAUACCUCACCCAAGCUAUGAGCCAGUUGAUAUGCCUCACGAUGUGGCUCUUCUAAAACUUACAAAGAAGAUUACAUACAACAAAAGAACCGUGAAGAACGUACAUCUGGACCGUAACAAUGGAGCGUACAAAGCUGGAGAAAAGGUGUCGAGUAUGGGAUGGGGGGAAAAUCCAGAAAAUCCUAAAACACUAAACAUCUACAAAGUUUCCUUGAAAAUUGUUGACACAGCACAGUGUGCUAGGUCAUAUCGCGAUUCAGCGACCGGAUAUAAAAAACAUAAAAUUUGCGCUUUAGGACCUAAACCUAAAAAUGGUGACGUAUGUGAGGGGGACUCAGGUGGACCACUUUUGCAUGGAAAUCAACAAAUUGGAGUAGUUUCAUAUGGAGGAGAUUGUCCUCAAAAAAAUGGAGAACGUUCACCUGGCGUCUAUGCUAAAAUUGCAGACAAUCUGGCUUGGAUCAAGAAAGUAAUUUCUGGAUCCAAAGAACAAGAUGACGACGAAGAUAGCGACGAAGACAAAGUCGAAGAUGAAGAUAAUGACGAAGACAAACAUAAAGACGAAGAAGAUAAAGACGAAGAUAAGGCCAAAGACGAAGAUAAAGACAAAGACGAAGAAAAUUGUUGAUCAUAGUAAAAUUGAAGUGUCUAUAUGCAUGGCACUGCUUCUAGCAUUAACACUGAAUUACCAAACGUCUAAUUUGGACACUCUUGGAGCUGCUUGUUUAACCUCUUAUAUCGAAACAAAAUAAACGUAGAGCCUACUGUGCCUUCAUCAGCCUCCGAAUAUAUUCUAAUACAUUCUAUGUUAAUGCUAGGAGCAUUGCUAUUCCUACUUGCCUGAAAUUGUAGACUAUAAGCAAGCAUUCAAAUAAAUAC
Messenger RNA from Bradysia coprophila, 1335 nucleotides. Its product is annotated as mite allergen Eur m 3-like. Lineage: Eukaryota; Metazoa; Arthropoda; Insecta; Diptera; Sciaridae. The record is from RefSeq and is a predicted model, not a curated record. Gene Ontology annotation, molecular function: serine-type endopeptidase activity. Gene Ontology annotation, biological process: proteolysis.